CACACACACACACACCCACCCAUGCGACGUGCACACAUCCAAGCGCACACACACUCACACACACACACUCACACACACGUGAUCAGAGACAGCAGUAGGUUUGAGUGAGCAGCACUGCAACCACGAUCAUCAAGAUGUCUCAGGUGUCUCAGGUGGUGUUGAAGCUGGAUGCUGCAGAGGCUCAGGGCCUGAAACACAGAAUCAACUUCAAGAAAAAUAAAGAUGGAAAAUGUUUCAUCAUCUACAAAGAUAAAGACGUGAUACGAGCCUGCAGGAACCAGUGCAAACACCAAGGAGGAUUAUUCACCCAGGACAUGGAGGACAUGGACGGCAGGACAGUUCGCUGCUCUAACCAUUUCUGGAAGCUGAACGUGGCGACCAUGGAGUACAUCAAUCCUCCAGAUAGCUUCAUACAGGACAAACUCGAGGUGGUACGUUGUGAAGACGGGGGAUUGGAGUUUGUGGAGUUGGACCCUCCUGACCCUUGGACAGCUGAUCCCAGACCUGCUGAGGAGCUACAGCCUGGAGAGGUUACGCUGACUUACAUCACACACGCAUGUAUGGAAGUGAAGGCGGGGUCGAAGAGGAUGAUGUUUGAUCCGUGGUUGGUGGGUCCAGCAUUCGCUCGGGGUUGGUGGCUUUUACACGAACCUCCACCUGAUGCACUGGAGAGACUCUACACUGCAGAUCUGAUCUACAUCAGCCACAUGCACUCAGACCACCUCAGCUAUCCCACUCUGAAGUUACUCGCUGAGAGAAGAUCAGAUUUACCAAUAUACGUUGGAAACACAGAACGUCCCGUUUUCUGGUAUCUCGAGAAAAGCGGCGUGAAUCUGACUAACAUCAACGUUGUUCCAUUUGGCAUCUGGCAGAACGUAGAUGAACAUUUGCGGUUUAUGAUCCUGAUGGACGGCGUUCACCCGGAGAUGGACACCUGCAUUAUUGUGGAAUAUAAAGGUCACAAGAUCCUGAACACAGUGGACUGUACAAGCCCCAAUAAUGGCCGCCUCCCGCACGGAGUGGACGUGAUGCUGAGCGACUUCGCUGGAGGAGCUUCAGGAUUCCCCAUGACUUUCACUGGAGGAAAAUACACUGAGAGCUGGAAGGUAAAUUUUAUCAAAACUGAGAGGAGGAAGCUGUUGAACUAUAAAGCUCAGCUGGUGAAGUCCCUGCGGCCGAAAGUGUACAGUCCGAUCGCUGGCUACUUCACAGAGGCUCAUCCAUCUGACAGGUACAUAAAGGAGACGAACAAGAAGAAUGACCCUGUGGAACUGAACAGACUGAUAAAUCGAACGUGUCCUGAGAUUUUCACCUGGACUCCUGUACCAGGGGCCGUCCUGGACCUGUGUCUCGCUCUCACUCAAAGGGACGCAGUCACCGAGCCUCCGAGUGGGAUGAAGAUCUUUAAGGAUAGCUGGGACUUUAAUGUUUAUUUGGACGAACUGAACACUGCGGUCUCGUCCCAAAUCUUCAAACACAAACGUUGGAUAGCAUUUUACUAUCAGUGGGCCGCUUUUCGAAACUACAACCUGGUCAUACGGGUGAUAGAGACAGACGAUGAGUUCCAGCCGCUGAAGGACGGAUACGAUUACCUGGUGGACUUUCUAGAUCUUUCUUUCCCCUUAUCGAGACCAGACAGAGAGCACUCCUACUUAGAGGUUAAGAACAGAGUGAAUGUGAUGAGAUACGUGGUGUUGCAUGGCCUGCUGUGGGACGAUCUGUACAUCGGCUUCAGCAACCAAAUCAGCCGAGAUCCAGACAUCUACCAUCACAAGGCCUCAAAGGUAUUUGGACAAUUGACUGACAAGAAGUUAAUUGACCAGGUGCAGUCCAUUCCCUCGUUACUUCAAGACAAAUGAAGCAGAUAAAAGGUCUGGAGUUGAUAUCAGGUAUUGAGUUGGCAUUUGGCAGCUGUUCAACUGGAGCUACCGAUAUGAAGUCCAAGGAGAUCUCAAUGCAAGUGAAGGAGGCCAUCAUUAGGCUGAAAAAACAACAUAAAUCUAUAAGAGAGAGAGCAAAAACCUUAGGUGUGGCCAAAUCAACAGUUGGGUACAUUCUUAAAAAGAAAGAAAGCACUGGAGAGCUCAACAACAUCGAAAGGCCUGGAAGACAAUGGAAGACAACUAAAGUGGAUAAUCACAAAAUCCUUUCCUUGGUGAAGAAAAACCCCUUCACAACAUCAACAGAAGUCAGGAAUACUCUGGAGAAGGUAGGCGUAUCAUUGUCAAAAUCUACAAUCAAGAGACGCCUUCAUGAAUGUAAAUACAGAGGGUUUACAACAAGGUGCAAACCACUGGUAACAUUCAAGAACAGGAAAGCCAGAUUAGACUUUGCCAGAAAACAUCUAAAAAAGCCUGACAUGUUCUGGAAUAAGAUUCUUUUGACUGAUGAAAGCAAGAUUAACUUGUACCAGAAUGAUGGGAAGAGAAAAGUAUGGCGAAA
Molecule: messenger RNA, 2442 nt
Organism: Pangasianodon hypophthalmus (striped catfish)
Lineage: Eukaryota; Metazoa; Chordata; Actinopteri; Siluriformes; Pangasiidae
Gene: cmah
Product: cytidine monophospho-N-acetylneuraminic acid hydroxylase
Exons: 15
Coding region: 135-1859 (574 amino acids)
Molecular function (GO): 2 iron, 2 sulfur cluster binding
Source: RefSeq, a predicted model, not a curated record